AUGGAGCCGAAUUUCCCGUUCGAGAUCGCCGAGGCGACGAGCAGCCACGAGGCUGAGAUUAUCGACUUUUUGCUCAGUGACUUUCUCGGCAGAGAACCACUAAACGAAGCGUUGGAUCUACGGCCAAUGCAAUGCAAAGAAUUCUUUCAAUAUCUUAUCCAUAAAGGUGUCACCUCAAAGCAAAGUCUAGUGAUUCGAGAUGCGAAUGGAAAACUAAUCGCCACACAAAUCGCCUCAAUUCUUGAAAGACAAGCAAACGAUCAAGAGAACAACAAUUCCCAAGACCAAAUCAAGCUCGAGGGUGAGAUUCGAAAAAUCGCUGGCCUUUUGGAGAAGCUGGAUGAACAGAUUUGGACUACAGUACCCUUGGAAGUGACUCGUCUCUUUUACAUCAUGAUCAUCUCAGUGUCAUCGCAUUUUGAAAGAAGGGGAAUCGCGAAUCGUUUGAUGGCCAACGCCGUACAACAGGCGCAAAACACUCGAUGCCAUGGGAUUUUAGCCGAAGCCACUGCUUACAAUUCACAAAAGCUCUUUGAGAAGUGCGGCUUCACUGUGCUCUACGAGGUGAAACACAGCGAUUACUUGGAUGAAACGGGGAAAAGGAUAAUCCAUUGCCGAGAUCAAACCGACUCUGCGCAACUUGUCUUCAAAAAAGUU
Molecule: messenger RNA, 657 nt
Organism: Mesorhabditis belari
Lineage: Eukaryota; Metazoa; Nematoda; Chromadorea; Rhabditida; Rhabditidae
Source: the annotation of a GenBank genome assembly